AUGAAUCCUGAAUCGGUGCUGAGAGCAGGAAAACUAUUCCAAACUUCCUAUGGUGGAGAUGGUGUGGAUUUUAUCGACCAGCUCAACUACCAGUACACCGGAGGUCUAAUGGUGAUAUUCAUUGCGAUCAUCGGUGUUCGGCAAUACGUGGGCCAUCACUUUUGCAGCGUUGAUGAUGGUAGUGACAAUCACGAAAGCUCUGUCGCUGGUCUCGACGACUGCGAUAUCCACGACUACACAUAG
This is a messenger RNA of Echinococcus granulosus, 243 nucleotides long. RefSeq lists its product as hypothetical. Lineage: Eukaryota; Metazoa; Platyhelminthes; Cestoda; Cyclophyllidea; Taeniidae. The coding region runs from base 1 to 243 and encodes 80 amino acids. The record is from RefSeq and is a predicted model, not a curated record. The transcript is spliced from 2 exons.